CGUCCCACUCACACACACACACACUCACACACACACUCUCAGUGUCAGAGCGCAGCGUUGACAGCCACUGGCCACUCUUCAGCCCAUUCUGUCGGGGUUGUGUCUCCAUGUUGAGAAAGAAGCUCUGACUCUCGCAUUUUCAUUUUAUUUGCAAAAGAAAAAAAAAGUAAGAAAAGACGCGCGCAGCUCCAAACCACCAGCCCGUCCACGGCAUACAAAAAGCACAAAGAAAACUCAAGUGAUUUUAGUUUCUUUCUAGACUCAUCCCUGUCUCACAGCUCUCUGCACAAUGUCUGGAGAAGACGCACCUGUCCAGCAGCAAAACGCCGUGGACCAGAAGCAGGAAACCAAACCUGCCGAGGAACCCAAAGCCGAGCCACCCAAGACCGAGUCCCCUCCCGCCGCCGCAGCCGCCGAGGCCGAGGCGACCACGGAGAAGGUCCCCGAAGAGGAGGCGUUCACCUACCGCGCUCUGGUUCUCACAGGGUACGGAGGCUAUGACAAAGUCAAGCUGCAGGUGAAGAAAGGCAAGCCGGCGCUCAAGGCUGGAGAAGUCCUGGUCCGGGUCAAGGCGUGCGGGCUCAACUUCGCUGACCUGAUGGCCAGGCAGGGGCUGUACGACCGGCUGCCGUCCCCGCCGGUCACCCCGGGGAUGGAGUGCUCCGGGGUGGUGGAGGCAGUGGGAGAAGAAGUGACAGACAGAAAAGUGGGAGACAAGGUGAUGGUUCUGAGCCGCUUCGGGCUGUGGCAGGAGGUGGCGGUGGUACCUGCCAACCACACCUUCCUCAUCCCUGAGGGCAUGAGCUUCGAGGAGGCAGCGGCUCUUCCUGUCAACUACAUCACCGCUUACAUGAUGCUGUUUGACUUUGGCAACUUGCGACCCAACCAGAGCAUCCUCAUCCAUGCCGCUGCAGGCGGUGUGGGUACUGCAGCCACCCAGCUGUGCAAGACAGUGAAGGAUGUGACUGUGUUUGGUACAGCAUCAGCCAGCAAACAUGAGACCAUCACCCAGGGCGGUGUCACACAUCCCAUCGACUAUCGCACCAAGGACUACGUGGACGAAGUUCGCAAGAUCAGCCCCAAAGGACUGGACAUUAUCCUGGACCCUCUCGGCGGAUCAGACACCCAUAAGGCCUACAACCUGCUGAAGCCCAUGGGUAAAUUAAUCACUUACGGUGCGGCUAACAUGCUGGCAGGCCAGAAGAAGAACCUGAUCGCAGUGGCCAAGAAUUGGUACCACCAGUUCUCCAUCCACACGCUCAGCUUAAUCCAGGGGAACAAGUCGGUGUGCGGUUUCCACUUGGGCUAUUUGGAGGGGGAGACGGAGCUGAUCACCGAGGCCAUGAACUCCAUUCUGGAUCUGUACAAGCAGGACAAGAUCAAGCCUCGUAUCGACUCCACUUGGCAUCUGGAACAGGUGGGUGAUGCCAUGAGGAAGAUGCAGGAGAGGAACAACAUUGGCAAGGUCAUCCUCACCACGGAGCCGAUGCCCGAAGAAGAGAAGAAGGAGGAGCCCAAGAAGGAGGACAAGAAAGACGACAAGAAGAAAGACGACAAGAAGAAGGACGACAAGAAGAAGGACGAUGCCAAGAAGGAGGAGAAGAAGGAUGACAAGAAGAAGGAGGAGCCCAAGAAGGAGGAGAAGAAAGAGGAAGAGAAGGAGGAGCCCAAGAAGGAGGAGAAGUGAGCGACAGGGAGGGAGGGAUAGUCAAGCAGACCAGCAGGGAGUUUGUGUCCUGGGAGCAGGGUAUAUGGUGUGGGGUGGUG
Cynoglossus semilaevis (tongue sole) is the source of this 1767-nucleotide messenger RNA. RefSeq names its product vesicle amine transport 1 (gene vat1). The transcript has 7 exons. Bases 290 to 1687 code for a protein of 465 amino acids. Lineage: Eukaryota; Metazoa; Chordata; Actinopteri; Pleuronectiformes; Cynoglossidae. The record is from RefSeq and is a predicted model, not a curated record. Gene Ontology annotation, cellular component: mitochondrial outer membrane. Gene Ontology annotation, molecular function: zinc ion binding; oxidoreductase activity. Gene Ontology annotation, biological process: negative regulation of mitochondrial fusion.